Molecule: messenger RNA, 8516 nt
Organism: Sinocyclocheilus anshuiensis
Lineage: Eukaryota; Metazoa; Chordata; Actinopteri; Cypriniformes; Cyprinidae
Product: supervillin-like
Exons: 42
Coding region: 62-6841 (2259 amino acids)
Biological process (GO): barbed-end actin filament capping; cytoskeleton organization; actin polymerization or depolymerization
Cellular component (GO): actin cytoskeleton; cytoplasm
Molecular function (GO): phosphatidylinositol-4,5-bisphosphate binding; actin filament binding
Source: RefSeq, a predicted model, not a curated record
GGCGCGCGCUUGUGAGCGUGAAUGACAGACGCACUCACGCAACUCGUUCGUUUGGUAAGAUAUGUUUGUUGAGAUAUUCUUUGAUGCCGCUUUUGUGUUCACGAACUACAGUUUGGAAAUAACUCCUAAACAUCAGUCACAAGUACCUCUCGGCUUCACAGGAGAAACCGCUCCUAAAGUUGGCAAUACCAAACUACAACGUAGAGCUCUUAGCUUCCAGAAAGAUUUUUUGUUGGAAGAGAAAGAGGGAACCAACAAAGAAUUACAUGUCAGUCUGCUGGGAAAUACACCCAAGGUCUCAGAAUUAAGGAAACGUUUUGAGAGUGUAAGCUCGAGUCAGAGUUGGGACAUGAACAGGAAAGAGCGGAUUGCAAGACGUCUGGAGGGAAUCGAUAGUGAUGCUCUCCAAAAUCUCCCAGGCUGUGGCGGUCUAGUUACCAAUCGACUGCUAGAGGAGGACACUCCAAGAUAUACCCGUGCAGCAGACACCUGUGACCCCUGUACAGUUUCUCUUCAGCACUAUGGCAAAAAUGACCCAAACUUCCCAAAUCUGCACAGUGCAGAGGUUCAGUCCAGAACCCACACAGUCCAACCGGAGACUGUCUAUAGCACUGGCUCCACUCAUGUGGCAGAGCUGGACUCUAAAGCUGAAAGGAUCGCACGCUACAAGGCAGAACGGCGCCGUCAGCUAGCAGAGCGCUAUGGCAUCUCUCUGGAUCAGGAGUUGGAGACUGACUAUACAGCUCGCUACUCCAAAACCUCUAGAGAGCCCGAUGGCUCAGACCGACAACAUAAGUCAAAGGUAGAUGGAGGAGAUGGAGUGGAGCAUAAUGCUUACACCCCCAGCCAUCAUGCAGACAGGGCCAGUUCACACAUUCACAGCGAUACAGAGUUCAUCCGGGAUCACACCGAGUCCAUCUCCGAGCGCGAGAGGAUGAUGAAUCUGGAGAACCAGAGGAGGGCACAGGAGCGGGAUAGAUUGCAUGGAGGUGGAGGGGUUGCACCUGACCCAUCUUCAUAUAUGGAUGUAUCAGGGUCUGCCAGGAUCCUAGGGAAGGAACCAGGGGCGAUGGGGGUUCCCAGCUCGCCUAAUGCAGGCCGAAGGACCAUGAUGCCAUCUCCAAAACAGGGAGCAUCUCCUGGUGAUCUGUUUAUUGAGCAGCAGGCUCACAACAUCCUCCAAAGACACGGAAUCCGAGUUAGGGAGAGACUGGCCCGUGAUGAGCCGUUUCACAGGGGUCAAACAGCAGAAGGACCUGCAUACAACCAGUUUCCCCAAUCAUACCCUCGAUAUCACCCUCACAAUCGGAACCUACCUGAUGCUCCAGCCAAACAGCCGCUGACCCACUCUGGACAAGAGGAACGCCAUAACCUAGGGUGCCAGAGCUACUUCUCUAUGGGCAGUGAAUCCGCUUUCAGGCAUAAACAAGAGAUUCAAGAAGUGCUUGAACCAGAGGGAAAACAGGAUGUGAGGACAGUGGGGCUCCUGUGGAGCAGAAAGGCAGUUUUACCUUCUGAAAUUCAUCGGAAAGAACGGCGCACUGAAGACCCGUGCCAAGGAAGUACCGACAACGUAGAGGUAAACCCUGGCAUCAGUUGGCACAGAAGGGAGGAUAUUGCAGAUGACCCCAGAGGGCGCCGUGGAGGUCAGUCAAGACGGGAAGUUUACACACAGCAUGUGUCCCGACUUCAGGCCACAGAGUCUAUGCAAGCAAGAGCUCGAGAGGCCCAUAGAAGGACUGACGCUAGCUGCUACGCCCCAAUCCAGACCUCCAGUGGGAGAUAUAUGCCAAAACCUUUGGAUACUGGAAAUGUCCAACAGAAUGCCAUCCAGAACCCAAUCAGAGAGCCUGUCCGUCAGGAGAAAGUGCUUAAUGGUGAUCCCCUAUCCCAUGAUGCAAGGGUUUCAGUUGCCCAACUCCGCCACACCUACCUGGAAAGUGUUGCGAGUCCCCGGAAAGCCGAACUGGCAGAAGAGGUGCCUCCAGAUACACAUGCACCCUGGAGAAGUGAGAGAGUCAAAGAUCGCUCAUCUCGUCGCCCUUUGCGGUAUAUAUGUCCUACUGAGAAUAGAAAGACAUCUGAGAGGUUUAGAACGCAGCCUAUCACAUCAACUGAGCGUGAACAGUCGGACCGGUAUCAUCUAAGCCCUGAACCACUGAGCCCUGAAGUGGAUGAGGAGAAGUUGGAUGAGAGAGCAAAGCUGAGUGUAGCCGCCAAGCGCUCUCUUUUCAGAGAGCUUGAAAAGACUUCAGAUGGUUCAGUUUUGAAGGCAUGGAGCCGUAACCCUGCUGUUGAACGCAGGCUGAGGAGAGGUCAGGAUCGCUCCCGCACUCAGCCAGUCACCUCAGAGGAAGUGGUCAUUGCUGCUACUGUCCCUGGCCAUUUGUCACAGUCCGUGACUGUACAAACCUCUGUAACGCGUGUUCCUAGUCCCACUCUAGUCAGCAGCUCUGUGACCAAAUCCAGCUUGCAGGCUUCAUCUCAGCAGAGCUCCAUGGUGAGGGAGCAGGCCAGAGAGGUUCGGCUGGCUCAGGAGGCAGUGGAGUCGGAUCGAGCUCGCCAUGCAUCUCCAGGGGAGGAUGGCCAAGAGGAGCCAGAUCUUUCCACGCUCAGUCUGGCAGAGAAGAUGGCACUCUUCAACCGCCUGGCACAGCCGUCCAGCCACGGCCUUCGGGCCAGGGGAGACACUCAGUCACGUAGGAGUAAUGCUCGCUACCAGACUCAGCCAAUCACACUAGGAGAGGUUGACCAGCUGCAGCCUGCAGGUGGAGCUCGUUUUGCAUCCACCUCUACCUCGGCCCUGAGAUCCUCAACCGUUUCCACUGAACAUGCUGGUGACAUCCACCUGACCAUGCCCAAUGUAUCUGGCCCUGCCUACUAUGAGCAGACCCUCUCCCCACCUUACCAACCUCAAACUGCUCAUCAGGGCCCAGAUGUGUUCCCGGUGGCCCAAGGAGAAAAGCAGUUAUUGAGCAUGGGGAAGAGGAAACUCCCCUCUCCAGAGAGCAUGAAACAGACACCACAUGCUCAACCGGCCAGAGACUGGGAGGAGUUUAAAGGGCACAAUGAGGCUCUGGUGACCCCUCAAGACCCUUCAGAAACAGAUGUAGAGCACAAGUCAAAGGCAGCCAUAUCAGCUCUUCCUGUGCACACAGCCGCAGUACGUGCAGUGGCAGCUGUAUCGCAGGGCUCAUCCUCUUUACGGAGCGGCUCUCUCGCACCGCACAUGCACACAGAGUCUGCCGGACACCUCUCGGAGGACAACAGGAAAGAAGACGAGCAGGAGACUGACUUUAAAACAGAGGAGGGAGACAAGUUCUCAGACAUCAUGUCUGCCAGACAGAUGUCCAUCAAAGAGAGGCUGGCUCUGUUGAAGAAGAGUGGAGAGGAAGACUGGAGGAACAGGAUAAAUAAGAAACAGGAUGUGGUGAAGGUUGCUGUGUCUGAAAGACAUGCCCAGCUAUGGGAAGUGGAGCAGAGCUUCAAGAACAAGGAUGAUGGGAUGAUGAUUGAUGACUUUGCCGUGUCUGAUCAACUUUGGGAUCCUGUCUUUUCCUCCUCCUUUUCGUGUGCCUCUGAACCACUGGAUCAAAUAGCAAUCCUCCCCAAGGCUACCCCCCUGCCCGUGCAGGUGGAUGAGCAUCACCCCUGGAGACGGAAGAGGAUGGGAAAUGAGGUGGUGGAGAGUCAGCAGAUUGAGCAAAUCGAGAUGUCUAUUCAGGAACGCAAGCAGCUCAUCACCACACAAGAGGAGGCCUGGAAGGUCAAAGGUUACAAAGCAUCCAAUGACUCCACUCAGUUUACAGUGGCUGGACGUAUGGUUAAAAAAGGUCUGGCAGCCCCUUCUGUUCUCACAAAUCCAGUGCUGUCCCCUCUGUCCUCUAAAAACAAGAAUGCCUCCCAUACCAUCUCAAAGCCACAUGAAGCAGAGAUAGAAGUCAGACAGGACAUGAAGCUGGAGUCAGACAAAAAGCUGGAAAAGUUGGAGUCAUUCCUUGGUCGGCUCAAUAGUAAAGUUUCAGGACUUCAAGAGGCCACGAUUGCAGUCACAGAGAAGUCUGUUAAAGAGGUGAUGACUGUGGAUGAUGAGAUCUUCAAUAAGUUUUAUAGACACACAGAGGAUAUGGCCAAGAUCACUAGCAGGGUGGAAAUCAAUGACGAUUUUGAUGCCAUUUUUGGAGUGCAGUUGCCCAGAUUGACUUCAGACAUGGUGCAGCACAAGCGUGCAGUACGGCCAACCAGAAAUGUUCAGUCAUCCAAAAACCCCCUGAAAAUGCUGGCCGUUCGGGAGGACAUCAGACAUGAGUACACAGAACAGAGACUGAAUAUCGGCCUUCUGGAGAGCAAGAGGAUGAAACAGGAAAAGAUGAAUAAGAACAGCGGUUUCUCUGAGGUUGCUCUUGCUGGAUUGGCCAGUAAGGAAAACUUCAGCGGUGUGAGUCUGCGAAGUGUGAAUGCAUCUGAGCAGAGUUCCAACAACAGUGCCAUGCCCUAUAAAAAACUCAUGCUCAUUCAAGUCAAAGGUCGACGGCAUGUCCAGACCAGACUGGUUGAGCCCAGAGCUUCCUCCUUGAACAGUGGUGACUGCUUCCUUUUGAUCACAUCUCAUUAUUGCUUCAUCUGGAUUGGAGAAUUUGCAAAUGUUAUUGAGAAGGCCAAAGCCGCAGAAUUAGCUACGUUCAUUCAGACCAAGCAUGACCUGGGAUGCAGAGCCUCGUAUGUGCAGACCAUUGAGGAAGGUGCCAACACUCACACUCAUGCUGCCAAAGAGUUUUGGAAGAUUCUUGGUGGCCAAGCCAGUUAUCAAGUCGCUGGCACUCCAGAAGAAGAUGAGUUCUAUGAGAGUGCCGUCGUAGAAACCAACUGUAUCUACAGGCUCAUAGAGGAUAAACUUGUUCCUGAAGAUGACUACUGGGGUCGAGUUCCUCGAUGCUCCAUGCUUAACCCUAAAGAAGUGCUGGUGUUUGAUUUUGGUAGCGAGGUCUACGUAUGGCAUGGUAAGGAGGUGACGCUGGCACAGAGAAAAGUGGCGUUUCAGCUGGCAAAGCACUUGUGGAAUGGCACCUUUGACUACACCAACUGUGAUAUUAAUCCUCUGGACCCUGGAGAGUGCAAUGCACUUAUACCCAGGAAAGGCCAGGGACGACCAGACUGGGCUGUGUUUGGCAGGUUAACUCAGCACAAUGAGACUAUUCUUUUUAAAGAGAAGUUUUUGGACUGGAGUGACUCCAAGAAAUCCGCUAAGAAGAAUGGUGACUCGCAUGCUGAAGAAAACAAGGAGCAUCGGGGUGGGGAAUGCCGGCCAUACGGUGCAUCAUUGAUGUUGACGACAGUACAAACGCCAGUCAAGACCGUUCUGGAUGGGGUCGAUGUUGGACGAGGUUAUGGAUUGGUGGAAGGUGAUGAGGGGCGUAAUUUUGAGAUCAGCACAUUAUCUGUUGAUGUCUGGCACAUUCUAGAGUUUGACUACAGUCGUCUACCCAAACAGAGCAUUGGUCAGUUCCAUGAAGGAGACACAUAUGUGGUAAAAUGGAAGUACAUGAUCAGUACAGCAGUUGGCAAGAGAUUGCAUUCAGAACGGAUCAUCGGUCCAGGGAAGGAGAAAUUUUGUUAUUUCUUCUGGCAGGGACGCAACUCCACUGUGAAUGAAAAGGGAACCUCAGCACUGAUGACUGUAGAGCUGGAUGAGGAGAGGGGUGCUCAGGUCCAGGUACAGCAGGGAAAGGAGCCUCCUUGUUUCUUACAGUGCUUCAAUGGAGGAAUGAUUGUUCAUGCUGGAAAGAGAGAAGAGGAGGAAGAAAAUGCACAAAAUGACUGGCACUUAUACUGUGUGAGAGGAGAGAAACCCCUAGAGGCCCAUCUGCUAGAGGUCGUGUGCCACUGCAGCAGCUUACGGUCUCGCACCUCUGUGAUCCUCCUGAACAUCCCAAAAGCCAGCAUGUACUUGUGGCAUGGCUGCAAAGCACAGAUGCACACACGUGAUGUGGGUCGUACCGCUGCCAACAAAAUUAAAGAGCAGUGUCCUCUGGAGGCGGGGCUUCACAGCAGCAGUAAGGUGUCCAUCCAGGAGUGUGAUGAGGGAGCUGAACCACAGGGCUUCUGGGAGGCCUUGGGAAGAAGAGAUCGAAAGGCGUAUGACUGCAUGCUGCAGGAUCCGGGAAAGUUCAACUUCACUCCCCAGCUGUUCCAGUUAAGCAGCACUUCAGGAGAGUUUGUGGCAGUGGAGUUUGCGUAUCCAUCUAGGGAACCAAAUUUGGUCAACUCGAUGCCUUUCCUACAGGAGGAUUUGUAUACAGCUACUCAGCCAGCCCUGUUUUUGGUGGAUAAUCACCAUGAAGUGUACCUUUGGCAGGGCUGGUGGCCUCAGGACAGUGAGAGCAUGGGAUCAGCUCGCAUACGAUGGGACUCUGACAGGAAGUGUGCCAUGGAAACAGUACUCCAAUAUAGCAAAGAGAAAAAUGAGAAAAAAACUCCCAAAUCAUACCUGAUCCAUGCAGGACUUGAGCCUCUUACUUUCACUAACAUGUUUCCCAGCUGGGAACACAGAGAGGACAUCGCUGAGAUCACAGAGAGGGAGGCUGAAGUAUGUAAUCAGAUCAUUCUGGUUGAAGAAGUCUUGACUAGACUCUGCAAGACCACUUACCCACUUGCUGAUCUUCAAGCCCGUCCACUACCAGAAGGAGUUGACCCUCUGCGUCUUGAGAUCUACCUUUCAGAUGAGGACUUUGAGGGUGUAGGGGCUUCUGGGAAGAAAGCAUUGGAAAUGACAAGAAGUGAAUAUGAGGCACUGCCAGGGUGGAAGCAAGUGAAUGUGAAGAAAGACAAAGGACUGUUUUAAAGGAACUUCUGACUGGGAUUGAAUCUGAAGUGGAGACCUUCUCAUUCCUUUUGAUCCAGACAGGACAAACGCAAGUGAAGAUCUACCUGUGUCAAACCACACAGGGAGGUGAAAAGGGGCUGGAUGAAGGAGAAAAGAAACUGAUGGGCAGGGGUUUAGCAGCCUCUUGUAGCACAUUUCUCUCCCAUUUUCUCCUUUUUUUUUAUCAGUGGAUUAGCAAGUUUUGUUUUCUUGUUGAAUGUUUUGAGUGCUCCCCAGCAUCUUAUCCUUCCCAUUGUUCUGCAUUGCUGUGUCCACAUAAAGCCAGUCACCGUCCAACAUGCACAAGGCAGCCCUCAUGCACUGCCCAGCUUUAUAUAAAGACCUAAUAAAUGAAAAAUGCCUUUGUUAUCUUUAAGCUCAAAAGAGCACUUUAUGUAAGUACGUUCAUACCUGCUCUCAUAAAUGGCCUCAAGAUGUGUUUGAACCUUCCAGAUAGAUGCUUGAACUUGAGAACCCUAUGUGUGUGUGUGUGUGUGUGUGUGCGCAUGAGAGUGUUUGUGAAUCUAUACAGUGUGUGCGUCUCUUCAAACAGGAUUGAAUGAAACUGUGGAAUAAGAGAAAAUCUCUUUCUAUUCUGCGUUGUAUAGUGCCUUGCCUUCAUGUACAGUUUAUAUAAAGACAGAUGCUAGUCUGCAUUUUGAAAACACAUUUGUGAUAUAAAUAAAUAAAUAAUGGUGCAAAUAAACACUGAAUAAUGUAGAUAAUGAAAAUCUUGUCUGGUGCUUUGUUCGCAAAUCAGUUUUGAUCAUUUGAAAUCAAACUCAUAAAAUCACGAUCAUACUCGAGGUUUUAGCACUAUGCAUGUAUGAUUUUGAUUUUGGUAAUGUUUUGUUUGACAUGCUGUGUCCCAAUUUGCAUGCUAUCAAAUUAAAUUAUAUUAAAUGGUAUUCGAAAUUAGAUUUGGCGUGCCCCAAAUCGUAGUAUGUUGAAAUGAGUGUCCUAAAGUUUCAUGAAUGGUUCAUUAUUGUCAGUGAAAAUUCAAAGUGCAGAUCCAUGCACUAUAAAUAUAUGAAACAAACCAUAUUUUAAACUGGCAAAUGUGAAGUCUCUCGAAGGAAUGCGAAAUGCUACUGAAUAAUAAAGUUCGGCGAGCGAACGCACAUUUCUCAAGGGAACGUAAAAGAGCCAAUGUACAUUUGUGUUAGUAAAUGUAACAUUUCUGGGGGGGAAUGCAAAUGAUUAAAUAAACUUUUCCAUCAACAUGUAAUUGUAGGGGCUUCAUGGUUUUCCACAGCCAGUAUGUACUACAAAAAUAACUUGGCAACCAUUUAAAAGCUCUUUAGGAAUAGAAUUCCUGUUUGUUGAACAUGCUUUAUUGUGGUAAUCUUGUUUUACAGCUUUACGUUCAUGUUCUCAAUGUACCAAUUAUGUAGUCAUAUAGUAGUGGUUGUAUCAAAUAAUGAACCCAUUUUAAAGAUAAAAAAAAAAAAUCCAACAAUACAUUAGAGCAGCAGAGGGCGCUUUUAUUCCACAAGUGAAAGUGAUUAGUAUUGCAUCAUCCCAGAAUGGCCUAUCAUAAGGGAAACCGUGUAAAAUAUCUGAAUAUACAUUUGCAUUAUCUCGUUCUCUUUUUUUUUUUCUUCAACUUGCCAUAUUUCUGUAUAGAUCCAUAAUUCACACAAAUAAAAAUUAU